This is a messenger RNA of Hipposideros armiger (great roundleaf bat), 2816 nucleotides long. It is a transcript of the gene NDOR1, whose product is annotated as NADPH dependent diflavin oxidoreductase 1. The coding region runs from base 27 to 2249 and encodes 740 amino acids. The record is from RefSeq and is a predicted model, not a curated record. Gene Ontology annotation, cellular component: cytosol. NCBI's taxonomy places the organism in Eukaryota, Metazoa, Chordata, Mammalia, Chiroptera, Hipposideridae. Gene Ontology annotation, molecular function: flavin adenine dinucleotide binding; FMN binding; NADPH-hemoprotein reductase activity. The transcript has 14 exons.
GGCCAGCAGGUGCACGAAGAUCUCGAAUGUGGCAAAGCCCAGCCAUUGCACCAGUUCCCGGAGCGAGAACAGCAUCGCGCCGGUUGAACGCCGACCGGGGCCCGGCCGAGCGUCCCACCCGUCGGGCUGCGCCUCCUCUCCCCGCGGGCCUCGCCAGCGCCUGCCGACGUCGCCGCCGCGGCGAACGAGAGGCAGCGAGCGGGCCCGCCUGUGCCAGCCCUAGGCCCCGGCGCACUGCCGAUCCUCCGACCCCGGCCCGGGACCCAGCACUGGCCGCCAGCGAACGCCCGCCUCGCUCGGACGCCAUGCCCCGCCGGGCGCAGCCCAAAGGCGUCACUUCCGGGCGACGCCGGAAGUCGGAAGUCAGACCCUGUUCUAGCGGCCGGGGCUCGCGGUGUUUGCUUGCUGGUCGGGCACCGGCGAGCAGGGGGUCCCAGGGGCGUGGUAACGCCCCAAUGCCGAGCCCGCGGCUCCUGGUGCUAUUCGGCAGCCAGACAGGCACGGCCGAGGAUGUGUCGGAGAGGCUGGGCCGCGAGGCCCGGCGCCGGCGGCUCGGCUGCCGGGUGCAGGCUCUGGACUCCUACCCGGUGGUGAAUCUGAUUAAUGAGCCCCUGGUGAUAUUUGUUUGUGCAACUACAGGCCAAGGAGACCCCCCUGACAACAUGAAGAACUUCUGGAGGUUCAUAUUCCGGAAGAACCUGCCAUCGACCUCCCUCUGUCAGAUGGACUUCGCCAUCCUGGGCCUCGGGGACUCCUCGUAUGCCAAGUUCAAUUUUGUGGCUAAGAAGCUGUACCGGAGGCUGCUACAGCUCGGGGCUACCGCGCUUCUGCCUGUGUGCCUGGGCGACGACCAGCAUGAGUUGGGGCCCGAUGCUGCCAUGGACCCGUGGCUGCACGACCUGUGGGAGAAGGUGCUGGGGCUGCUCCCCGCAUCCCUCGGCCUCGGUGUGAUCCCCCCCGGAGUCCCUUUGCCUUCCAAGUUCACCCUGCAGUUCCUUCCGAAGGCCCCCAGGACAGGAUCUGAGGAGCAUCGUGUGGCCAGGACAGACCCUCAGAGCCCUCCUUCAGAGCUGCAGCCCUUCCUGGCACACAUGGUCACCAACCAGAGGGUCACCGGUCCCUCUCACUUUCAAGACGUCCGUCUGAUCGAGUUUGAUAUCGCAGGCUCUGGGAUCAGCUUUGCGGCUGGUGACGUGGUGCUGAUCCAGCCCCAGAAUGCAGCCAGCCGCGUCCAGCAGUUCUGCCAGCUGCUGGGCCUGGACCCCGAAUGGUGCUUCACGCUUCGGCCUCGGGAGCCAGAUGUCCCCUGCCCCGUGCGGCUGCCCCAGCCCUGCUCUGUGCAGCACCUCGUCUCCCAGCACCUGGACAUAGCCGGCGUGCCACGGCGGUCCUUCUUCGAGCAGCUGGCCUGCCUGUCCCCCAACGAGCUGGAGCGGGAUAAGCUGCUGGAGCUCAGCUCUGCUGCAGGCCAGGAGGAGCUGUCCCAGUACUGCAGCCGGCCCCGCAGGACCGCCCUGGAGGUGCUGUGUGACUUCCCGUGCACCGCAGCCGCCAUCCCCCCAGAUUACCUGUUGGACCUCAUCCCCCCGAUCCGGCCACGUGCCUUCUCCAUUGCCUCCUCCCUGCUGGCUCACCCCUCGAAGCUGCAGAUCCUCGUGGCUGUAGUGCAGUACCAGACACGCCUCAAGGAGCCCCGCCGGGGCCUCUGCUCCUCCUGGCUGGCAUCUCUGGACCCGGGGCAAGGACAUGUCCAGGUGCCCUUGUGGGUACGGCCUGGGGGCCUGACCUUCCCAGAGACACCAGACACGCCUGUGAUAAUGGUGGGGCCUGGCACUGGCGUGGCCCCCUUCCGAGCGGCCAUCCAGGAGAGAGUGUCCCAGGGUCAGGCUGGAAACUUCCUGUUUUUCGGUUGUCGCUGGCGGGACCAGGACUUCUACUGGGAGGCUGAGUGGAAGGAGCUGGAGAAGAGGGGCUGCCUGACCCUCGUCACGGCCUUUUCUCGGGAACAGGAGCAGAAGGUGUAUGUGCAGCACCGGCUCCGGGAGCUCGGGCCGCUGGUGUGGAAGCUGCUGGACCGCCAGGGCGCCUACUUCUACUUGGCAGGCAACGCCAAGUACAUGCCAGCAGAUGUGUCAGAAGCCCUGACAUCCAUCUUCCAGGAGGAGGGAGGGCUGUCGGGCCCCGACGCGGCUGCCUACCUUGCCAGGCUCCAACGGACACUGCGUUUCCAGACUGAGACGUGGGCCUGAGGAGCCGUCCUGUGGGCUGCAGCCACUCUGACCACUGCCGUCUGGGGUCUGUUGCCAUUUCCCGCCCUAUCUGAUCCCAAGUGGGAGGAUGGCAGCCCCUCGGCACAGCGGCACUCCAGUCGACCCAGGGCCCCACACUCAGCCCCAACCCCAAGCCCACGCAGGUUCCGGGUUCCAGCUGGCCUUUCCCCACUGGCCCUGACUUGGGUCCAGGUCGGACGGUGCUGCAGGCUGCGCAGGAAUGGUGACCCAGGGUGGUACUGCAGCUUGGUGGGCAUUAAGGGGGCUUCCUCAGACACCAGCUUCCAGACAGCAUAGGAACCCCCCGGGGUGCGGGUCCCUGGGAGGGCCGAGUGUCCUCUCCUCUUCCCUGGGCCACAUGUCAGCUACGUCUCUGUCCACAUCAGCCACCAAGUGCCUGGUGCCGUCUCGGGGCCCCACAGAUCUCGGGCUCAGGCCUAGAGGCCGUGAGGCUCCAGCCAGCAUGCGCUGUUCUCACCCAGUUCCCAGAAGCCUCAGCAAUAAAUCCCAGGCUCAGGAUGGCUGCUCCUGACCUGCUGUUCCUUG